UGAAGGGGAGGGAGGGGAGAGAAGCGAGCAACAAAGGCUCUAGUGAUGGUACGGACCUCCAUUGCACUGCUGCUGCUGCUGCUUUUCCUGCCCCUCCUGCUGUUGCCCUUCCUGCUGCUGCAGAUGAGGGAGCAGUUGUUGCUGACGGUGACAGUGACAGCAGCAGUGUGUGGGAGGGGCUGAGCAGUAUGCAGCUGCAGGUGGGGACGGCAACACUGGCCAGCGCCUCCGGGUCCUCUCGUCCCGUCCAUCGGGUUCUAGCCUCGGGUGCUGGGGCGGUUGUGGCAGCACCAUCACAACCACCAACUUUGCCCGCAGAGUGCAGGGACGGCAGCGCUGAAACAGCAGUGGUGGUGACGACAUUCCUCUAUGACCAGGUUCCCAUCGUGGAUCGCUUGUUUCCUUAUGAGGUCAUUCUGACCAACACGUGUCAGCAGCGGGCCAUCUCUCGCCUGAGCAUCAACUUCUUUAGUUACAAUGGCAGAUUUCGCCCCUACUUCCUCAUGCCCCGCCUGCAGUUCAUUGGAUAUGGCAUAGCUAAUAAACACAGUAAAGAAAAUUAUCAGUUCAGGGUACUCCCUCCCCUGGGUGCACCUGAGGACUCGGUGAUAAUCCCUCCUGGUGCCACUUUCAACUUCAACACCACUAUGACGCUCGUGUUGUACUACAACAUCACUGUUAUUGCAGCCGCCUUCUCUCCUUAAUUCCUACCGCUACUCUGAGUCCGCCAUUGCUGCAGCUGGCUGGCGCGUUGCCGUUAUUAUUGCCGUCGGUUGCCCGUAUCCGACACUUGGGGGACUGGCAUGGUCCAGCCCAGUGGGUAGAGUCAGGACAGCAUGCUGCCAUAUUCUCUUCAAAGAUUUAUGGCAGAAAAUGUGUACCGUUUUCUCCCGGAUAUAGUACCCUAGGGAGCUAAUAAAAAUUCAUGAAAAAU
Messenger RNA from Closterium sp. NIES-67, 934 nucleotides. The record is from the annotation of a GenBank genome assembly. Lineage: Eukaryota; Viridiplantae; Streptophyta; Zygnematophyceae; Desmidiales; Closteriaceae.